AUGCAGGGCGCAACAAUACAGGCGCCGGGACUGUCGACGUACCUCAAGUCGCUGAAGAGCACGCCUGUCGAUGCUUCGGUUGAGCAUUUCAUCUCACUCCUCAAGCGACGCCAAAUACGAAACUCGAGACCAUGCGCUAUAGCGACGACGGCCCUACUCUUGCGCGUCGUCGGCGAGUUCAAGGGAAGGGAUGCCGCAAAGCUCAUUGAGCGCAUAAAGCAGGUCGGCAGGCGGUUGACGUCGGCGCAACCACGAGAGGUAGUCGUGGGCAACAUUGUACGACGCGUACUGGGGCUCGUACGCGAGGUCGUCGACGAACAUGCCGAAGGGCAGACGCCAACGGGAAGCGAACCAGGCCACUCGACUCCACAGGCGCCCACGCAGCACGACUCCCUUCACAGGCCAGUCUUGAACUCGAGCAUAUCCACCUUCAGCCCUCUCAGACAUGCCGUCGCCGAACCCAUGCACACAAGUGUCUUCACCGACAACGCAUCCGACGUUAGCGAACCCUCGAGACGGCCCCCGUUACUCACCUCACACACUUCGUAUGCGCCCACCUCGUCCGCUCCUCUAGUCCACUCGCUAUUCGGCCUCUUCUCCCAGCCCGCAGACACACCCUCGACCACAAGUACACCCACAGGGCAGGCUUCGCCAAACGGCAAGAGCACUCUCACAGCACUCAACCUGGAGCGCCUCGAGGGUAUCAACAGGAGCCAGAAUCUCGACCUCAAGGGCGAGGUCAUGGAGGGCAUAAGAGAACUUCAGGACGAGCUCGAAACAUCAGACAAGCAGAUUGCCGAAGUUGCCCUCGAGCACAUUCACGCCAACGAGAUUAUCCUCACCCACACUGCGUCGACAACAGUCCAGAAGUUCCUCCUGUUCGCCGCACGAAAGCGCAAGUUUACCGUCGUACACGCCGAGACAUAUCCCCACGAUCACACUGCCACCCAUGGCAUCCUCCUUACCGGUAAAAAGCGAGAGGCGAACCCAGAUGACGACGCCGACGACGACAAGUGGAAGCCGCUCACCGACGCCGGCAUCCAAGUCUACGUUAUCCCAGACUCACAUGUCUUCGCCAUAAUGUCUCGCGUCAACAAGGUCAUUCUAGCGACACACACCGUGCUGGCCAACGGCGGCCUGGUUGCUGCAGCCGGAGCACACAUGAUUGCAAAGGCUGCCAAGGAGCACCAGACGCCUGUUGUGGUGCUCAGUGGAGUAUACAAGCUCAGUCCAGUCUAUCCGUUCGACAUCGACGAGCUGAUCGAGCACGGUGAUGCAGGAAGUGUAGUGCCCUACGACGACGGCGAGUUUGUCGACAAGGUCGAUGUUGAGAACCCUCUGUAUGACUACGUUCCUGCAGACCUUGUGGAUCUCUACAUUACCAAUCUUGGUGGACAUGCACCUUCAUACCUCUACCGCAUUGUAGCGGACCACUACCGCUCCGAGGAUAUCACUUUGUAA
Molecule: messenger RNA, 1461 nt
Organism: Alternaria arborescens
Lineage: Eukaryota; Fungi; Ascomycota; Dothideomycetes; Pleosporales; Pleosporaceae
Exons: 3
Coding region: 1-1461 (486 amino acids)
Biological process (GO): translational initiation
Cellular component (GO): eukaryotic translation initiation factor 2B complex
Molecular function (GO): guanyl-nucleotide exchange factor activity; translation initiation factor activity
Source: RefSeq, a predicted model, not a curated record